Messenger RNA from Rhopalosiphum padi (bird cherry-oat aphid), 1523 nucleotides. RefSeq lists its product as uncharacterized. The record is from RefSeq and is a predicted model, not a curated record. The transcript has 2 exons. NCBI's taxonomy places the organism in Eukaryota, Metazoa, Arthropoda, Insecta, Hemiptera, Aphididae. The coding region runs from base 438 to 1127 and encodes 229 amino acids.
UAUUAGUUCUAUAGCUGUGUUGUUUGCGUUUAUCGUCACGGAAAUUUCUAUUUUUUUUUAUUCAUACCUCAAUAAAUGCUACCCACGGAGGUACCUAUAUAUAAUCUAUGUUUAUUCGUUUUUGAAAACCGUAUAAUAAUGACACUGUCACAUUAAAAAAGAGACUAUUAUGUACCGCUAUAUAUACAUCACUUCGCUACACGCCGACGACGAUCGUAACCGCGUGAUACACGUUUCGGGGAAAAAUAAAACGCAGGACGACUUAGCCGUGGGCGUCUCUCUGUGAGGGGUUGGUAGGGAGCACGAUGGAUGGCGUGUGCAUGUCUAAGAGUCGUUGGUUUCACGAUGAGGGCGCCGUCAUUUACCACACACACGCGCACACGAGACGUUUACACAAAUGUGUACGGCGAUUUUGAAUUCGGAUAUAAUAAUAAUGUAUGUGCAGGUUCAGUCGGCGUCCCGGGCGCGCACGAGUAGGAACGCUCGCGGAAAUCGCGAACACGACUGCGAAUAUGAAGACGGCUGACGCGGACCCGUAUGAGUUUUUCCGCUGGAAAUCAUCGUGCGGACGGUUGGUAGUUCGGACUACGUGGGUGAGUGGUGUCCGACACGUUUUGUUGUCUGACGACGACAAAUCACCCGAAAAAGAAAAACGACUGCAGCUCCGACGGCGGGCGGCACUUGUGGACCGCGGGACGCAGAGUUCGAGGACAGUCGAUGACCACGACGACGAAGACACUGAACGCAGUUGUAAUGAUGACGACAAUUACGUGGAGCGCGUGUUGCAGUGGUUGCAGAAGCCGUCGGUGGAGUUGGACGCGCGCCGGAAACCGAUGUCGGCGCCGGGCAGCGACAUUCGCGGUUGCAGACGCCCGGCACUUGUUAAGACCUGUUCGAUCCCGGAACGCCAUAGCCAAAGAUCCGAACAUCGACAAGCGAUAGUGAUCCACGACGAGAGGCCGACGAUGAGAUCCGGAUUAAAAGGCCGGCAUAAAACCGAAUUGCAUGUGCACAUGCCAUCCGUACUGCAGGGUAGUUGCCCAACUACCACCGCCACGGACAACGUUAAAAUCGCUCACAUCUACGAGUGUAGUAGCGAAUCUGGUUUUUCGGAGUGUAAUAUUUAAUAUUCAUCAUGGCAUGGUCGGGAGAGCAUCGUGCGUUUGUUGUUGAGGAAUUUAUUAAUAAUUCUGGCCAUAUUGUGUCCUUGCGAGGUGACAUUGGGUGGCCGCCACGUUCACCAGAUUUGAACCCAUGCGAUUUUUUUCUCUGGGGAUAUCUUAAAGCCCAAGUGUACCAACAUCGUCUACAAACUUUGGAAGCUCUGAAGGAGGUAAUAACCCAGGAAAUAGCUGCUAUUCCGCCCGAAAUGACCCGUAGUCAUAGAAAAUUAUCGUGAAAGACUCAAUCAGUGUAUCGAGAAUGAGGGCCGCCACUUAAGUGAUAUAAUUUUUUAAAAAAAAUGAAUAUAAAAUGGCAUUAUAUGUACAAUUUAUAAAUAAAUUUUUUUUUUUGAUAUUUGA